AUGAUUGAACAACCUAGUGACACUUGCCGCUACGACCCCAAGAACAAGGGAGCCACCGACAAUGGAUUUGUUGACAUCACCUCAGGCAGUGAGAAGGCUCUGCAGAAGGCUGUGGCUACGGUUGGGCCGAUCUCAGUCGCCAUUCUGGCUAAACACACUUCCUUUAAACACUACAAGAGUGGAGUGUACAAGGAUCCCGACUGUUCUUUAAUAGUUUUGGACCACGGAGUUCUGGCUGUUGGCUACGGCUCAGCCAAGAAGGGCGGCGCCUACUGGCUGGUGAAGAACUCCUGGGGAAGUAACUGGGGCAUGAACGGCUACGUCAUGAUGGCCAGGAACUUCCACAACAUGUGCGGUAUCGCCACAAUGGCCAGCUAUCCUAAAGUUUAA
Homalodisca vitripennis (glassy-winged sharpshooter) is the source of this 390-nucleotide messenger RNA. Its product is annotated as procathepsin L-like. Lineage: Eukaryota; Metazoa; Arthropoda; Insecta; Hemiptera; Cicadellidae. The coding region runs from base 1 to 390 and encodes 129 amino acids. Gene Ontology annotation, cellular component: lysosome. Gene Ontology annotation, molecular function: cysteine-type endopeptidase activity. The transcript is spliced from 3 exons. The record is from RefSeq and is a predicted model, not a curated record.